UCAGCUCUCCGAGUGAGGGAGGAGGUUAUAUCCAGCCCGCCUUUGACUUGCUCUUCUCGCAGCCACGGCUUCUCAAUCCACAGUCCUAUUGCAAUGUAGUGAGAGGUGGUCGGGGAAAAGAUAGCUGGAUCUCCGAAGAGUCAGGAAGCUGGGCUCUGGGGGCAGCAGGUGAAAGCAGUAUGUUCCCUGCAAAGUCUAUAGAAGAUUUUUUCAGUGCUAGAUUUGGACACGCUCACAGCAUAAGCCUGUCUGGGAACUUCAUGUUGCUUUAAAUAAGAGCCUUCAUUGCCACAUGUUGUAAGAGCAGCUGGAUUAUUCCUUGCACAUUCAUUAGGAACUGGACCUGAAAUAAGGAUUUGGGAAGAUGGGGCUCCAGAAAGCUACAAACCAAAGAAACUAACAACUGCUGGCACUUUACGUUUUGCAUUGAGUGUGCCCCAAGGACUCUUGCCUAGGGUGAGAACUCCAGGGAAGGCAAAGGAGAGCGGAUUUGAUCUCACUGGAAUCUGCUGCAGUUUUUCUACUGGCUCUGUGGCUGGUGUCUCUAGUUCCGGAUUGUGCUUGAUGGGGGUUCUUGCUAGGGGAGCAGACUUUGCAGCUAAGGACAGAAUUGUGGAACUGGGGGACUUGGCAUCUAUAUGCCGAAAGGCAUAUUGGCCUAACCCCCAAGCAAAAGGCUUUUUCUCUAACAGUUGCCUUCUGUAGUAUAUUGAGUGUUGAAAGCUGGAGACAGACUAUAGAAUCUUGCAGCAUGACCUCCAAGCUGGAACAAAAGGAAGCUCAUCACACCAAUGGAGUGGUGCUACCUGUAGUUGUGGGCCCUAUAGACUGUAUCUCCAGCCCCGACCGGGAGCAUCUCGUUGAAUCUUCUGAGUUUUUAGGGCCUGAAGGAGGAGGUGGUGUGGAGGUGGUGGUGAUAGAAUCCCGAGCCAAUGCCAAAGGGGUGCGUGAGGAAGAUGCCCUGCUGGAGAAUGGCAGCCAGACUACUGAGAGUGAUGACACCAGCACAGAUCGGGGUCCAGAACCAACUUCUCCUCUCAAAGAAACUUCCUUUUCCAUUGGGCUGCAAGUCGUCUUUCCUUUCCUGCUGGCAGGGUUUGGAACAGUAGCUGCUGGGAUGGUGCUGGACAUUGUGCAGCACUGGGACGUCUUCAAGUAUGUGACCGAAGUAUUCAUCUUGGUUCCAGCGCUCCUGGGACUGAAGGGGAACUUGGAGAUGACACUAGCUUCUCGACUUUCUACAGCUGCUAAUAUUGGACAAAUGGAUACUCCCAAAGAGCUCUGGAAGAUGAUAACAGGGAACAUGGCUCUGAUACAGGUUCAAGCAACAGUGGUUGGUUUUCUGGCCUCUAUUGCUGCAGUGAUAUUUGGCUGGAUCCCAGAUGGACACUUCAGCAUUGGCCAUGCCAUUCUCCUCUGUGCCAGUAGUGUGGCCACAGCCUUCAUAGCAUCCCUCGUGCUGGGCAUGAUCAUGAUUGGUGUAAUCAUUGGCUCCAGAAAGAUGGGCAUCAACCCUGAUAAUGUGGCUACACCUAUUGCUGCCAGUCUUGGUGACCUCAUCACACUUGCUCUGCUCUCUGGAAUCAGUUGGGGUCUCUACAUAGAGCUAGAGGACAAAGCCUAUGUAAAUCCCCUGGUAUGUGCUUUCUUUGUUGCACUGCUGCCACUUUGGAUCAUCAUUGCCAAGAAGAAUCCAGCAACCCGGGAAGUGUUGUACUCUGGCUGGGAACCGGUCAUCAUAGCCAUGGCUAUUAGCAGCAUUGGAGGACUCAUAUUGGAUAAAACAGUGUCGGACCCAAAUUUUGCAGGGAUGGCAGUCUUUACACCAGUUAUAAAUGGUGUUGGUGGCAAUCUGGUGGCCGUCCAGGCCAGCCGCAUCUCCACUUACCUCCACAUGAGCGGAAUGCCUGGAGAGAGCUCUGAGACAGCCCCCCGCAAGUGUCCAAGCCCUUGCAGCACUUUCUUCAGUUCAGAUGUGAAUUCCAGGUCAGCUCGUGUGCUGUUUCUCCUGGUGGUUCCUGGCCACUUGGUUUUCCUUUACACCAUCAGCUCCAUGCAAGGUGGCCACACAACACUCACCUUGAUCUUUAUUGUUUUCUACAUGACUGCUGCACUUCUCCAGGUUCUGAUUCUUCUUUACAUUGCCGACUGGAUGGUCCACUGGAUGUGGGGCAGAGGCCUGGACCCUGACAACUUUUCUAUACCUUAUUUGACGGCGCUAGGGGACUUGCUUGGAACAGGUCUCCUGGCGCUCAGCUUCCAUAUUCUCUGGCUCAUUGGGGACCGAGACACAGAUGUGGGGGACUAAAACUAUCAUUUCUCAGCUCUUCCACUCCCCCACCUCUCCUCCUUCAGUGACAUUCCCCACUCCCCACCCCUUCCACAAAGCCUUGCUGCCACCCUCUGUCUGUCUUUGGGACUUUACCUUUGAUACUGGAUUCUCAUUAUUUUCAAUGGGAAUUAUAUUUGGUUUAUAUUUCAAGCCAAGUUUGUACAGGAAAAAUAAUUUUAGGAAGAACAAAAGAAGAAAAUGUGUAAAGACAAUCACCAAGUGCAAUUUCAUAAUGGUUAAAAUCUGAACUAAAGGAUAUAAUAGAACAAUUGAUGAGAUUUUUUUAGAAAUCCCACCUUCCUCAUUUUGCACCCACUCAAGACACUAGAUGUAAACAGCCGCUCUGUGUGUGUGUUUUGAGAGAGAUGCAAUUCGUGUUUGUUUUGUUAUUUACACUAGGGACAAGAGUUCUUUGUCUAUUGUCACAACUGGGUUCUGAAAUGGAUUAAAUGGUUUGGAUGCCAUGCAUGCUCACCUCUGUUAGUCUACACUAGAAAUGCAUCUGAUUUGACCCCAAACCAGACAUUUCUGGCUCUGAAAAUUGGCCACGUCAUUGGUAGAUAGCACAAUAAUUCAGGUUUUCCUGUGUUCUGUUCUGCUCUAUGCUGGUGAAUAGCAGGCUACUCGGAGUAACAGAAUGAUUGGUGGGAAUAGACCAAAUUCAUUGUCUACUAAGGAGACCAUGAAAGCCUGGCUCAAGAAGAUAUGCUUAUCCCACUCCUGGCCCUCUUAAGCUGACUGUUAUUCCAUGUCUGUUGUGGACUUCAGCUAUUUUAUGUUAUACUCCUAGACUGAUAAAGCUGAGAUCCACACAAUUCUUAUUAGUGCCCCCAAGUGCCAUUUCUGUUGCAAAACUUGAUAAUCCAUUAGGCAAAGGCUGACACACAACAUAUAGCAUAUCUCCAACUGCCUGUUUCUAUUAAGUAGAGUUGGAUUGUCGCUUCUUUACACCAGCCUUUCCCAGUCUUUGGGUCCCCAUAUGUUGUUGGACCAUAGUUCCCAUUAUCCCCAACAAGCAUGGCCACUGGUCAGGAAUGAUGGGAACUAUACUCCAACAACAUUUGGAAACCCAAAGGUUGGGAAAGGCUGCUUUACAUUGAAUCCGGAUGCUUGCUCUCACCUAUUGCCUUUUCAAACCUAUUGCCUCUUCCAUGCUGUUUUUGAAUGGUCCAUGUCGAUCUGCAAAACUAUGAACUAAUUGGGUUAAUAUUCUGUCUCCAAAUCUGAAAUGCCAGUAUUGAGAUUAGUCUAAAUUUCUGAUUAUGAGUCAUCCUGCUACACUUUGAUGUCAACUGUUGAGUGCUUUGCAGCUCUUGAGCUCUAGGGAAGUCAACACAAGUUUGCUAAGUACAUCUACAACUACGCAUAUGUUGGAUAUUAUUCAGUCAACCUGGUUGUCUGUCACAUAUAUCCUUGUAUAACACAGAGCAGUUGAUACAUAUCAAAAGACUUGACAUAUUCAGGGAUGAAAGUUCUUCACAUGUAUAUUUUUAAAGUUUGUCUGGAAGGGCACCCUACUGUACUCGCACUACCUUGUCAAACAGAUCUCUGCUCUUUAGAGAUUACUCUCUCUGUGUUGAGGUCAUAAGAAAUUGCAAGUAUUAGGCGUGUUUGUGGGUGCAUUGCAUGACAGCAAGACACACCUCUCACUUUCAACACUAAUAUGUGCUGGCCAAGGCUUGUAAUAGUAAAAAAAUAAAUGGUUCUGUUUUAUGACUAUGAAUCUGUCAGAUUGAUUGACAUUUCUUCAGUACAAACAGGCCAAAAACUGACACAGCAUUUUUAUCUGGAAAACAUGACACCUAUCUCAAAAGUUCUGUGGUAGACUCAAGUACUGGGAAACGAAAGCAUGAACUUUUCAAAUGUUCUUUGCUGACUGUAUGUGUGUAUUGAGCUGUUCAUUUUAAAGAAUUUCAUCUGCACCAGCAGGGGAAUGCUUGGGGGGAUACAGAUUAGCUUUUGUGAGCAAGGGGACUUCUUGUUUUAAUGUGCACCUUUCUUACCACAAGUUCUGUGAGCCCCAUAUUCUGACAUGCAUGGAGAUGGAACCCUUGUAUGAGUAGCUCAAAAUACAUGGCUCAAAAUAGCUAAAUUGUUUGCUUAAAAUGUGAAAAAGGGACCCAUUUCAUUCAUCUAGGAAUGCAAGUGAAGAGUUGCUGGAAUUUUACUUGUAUGUAGAUUGUACCUACCUAUUCUAAUUAAGAACUCUAGUCGAAUAUAUUUUUUCAUUGCAAAUUCCUUAAACUCUCACUACUUCUCCAGCGUCUCUACAGUAGAGCAUCAUUGCAUAAUGUGUUUUCUCAUUUUUGCUUUAAUUCCUAAAUGAAGCUGAAGCAAAAGGACAAAAGUGGUGUUGGUCUAUCCAGAGUACCCAUUGGUCUUGUAAAAAAAAUCUGGGAUCAUAGAUUUGACUUGCUACGCUUGACAGGCUUAAGAAUAGAAUACCUGUUGCCUUCAGAAAGGUGUUUUGCCUUUUUUUUUCUUCACCACUAAGCUUAACAGGGCAAUGUUUGCUAGCAACAAGUAUUUUUAUUGGUCUUGAACUGUUACCUGGAGCAUAAAUAGGGGCUUUCCAUGCAAUUUGGAUUUGGGACCCUGGCCUUAAAUUACUCUUGGAGGCAGUGUUGCUACAGUUUUGAGUGUGAUCAACAUGAAAGUUUUGGAUGGAAAUUAGUGCCAAAUGGUAGAUAAAGGGCUCGACUGGACCACUCUGCUCUUUACACUGUAGUUCCUGAACUGGGGCUAUCUUAUGGUAGCUCUAUAGUUUCAGGAGAUCUAUUUUAGAUUGACCUGAGCAUUGCUGCCUUCAUGUUUUAGGGAACGAAGCUAUGGGACCACAGUGUAAAGGUGCCUCUAAGGUCAUCUUUUCCUUCUGCAUUGUAAGGUAGACUUAAUUAGAUGGGAGCAGUAGAUGUGGAUAAAGACCUCAAGCUUUUCUUCUGUGAAUUGUGGUUCUUGGAGUGAUGAAGGUUAUAUCUGACUUCCUACUAAGAAUACUUGCAAAUAACUUGGCUUCUGCUUAAGAGUGGGCUGUGUCAGAAUAACUCAUUGUUAGCUACUGACAUUCAAAAGAGCCCAGGACUUUCAUCCUCCUAACAGUUAAAUGUUAAACUAUAAUUCCCUUUAUCUUCUCAUCACUGUAUGUGUUGUACUGUUGGAUGCAUCUAAGUUUUCAACUUCGUAACAUUUGAGCAAUAGAACUCCAUUUGAGCAGAUUUUCUUCCUCAUUACAUCUGAUUCCCUAGUUAAGGUCUAUGUAUCCCAUGAAGGUUUAACUCUCCUGGUCUUGGUUGCAAGACUUAUCCCUAGGUUCAGCAGCUGGAGCAUGUGUGCUACUUGGGUAGAAUCUCUAGAUUGUAUGUAUGCAGUGGGGUGAGGUAGGGGAACAACAUGGGAGUGUAUGAACAGAAUUUAAUCUAAAAGCAUUGAAUACUUUUAUUCUCACUGGUUGCACUCAGUUGCAUGUGUAUCUAGACCUGGCUGCAAAUGAAGAUGAAGCUAUUGGUUUACACCUUUAUUAAAAAAAAAAUCCUUAAUUAUUUAUAGUUGCUUAACUGAAUUGACAGAUGCCAAUUUAACUGAUAAAUUAUAUUUGGUAAAAUAAAGAUUACAUUUAUUUA
Rhineura floridana is the source of this 5952-nucleotide messenger RNA. It is a transcript of the gene SLC41A1, whose product is annotated as solute carrier family 41 member 1. The coding region runs from base 752 to 2308 and encodes 518 amino acids. NCBI's taxonomy places the organism in Eukaryota, Metazoa, Chordata, Lepidosauria, Squamata, Rhineuridae. Gene Ontology annotation, biological process: monoatomic cation transport. The transcript has 12 exons. Gene Ontology annotation, cellular component: plasma membrane. Gene Ontology annotation, molecular function: monoatomic cation transmembrane transporter activity. The record is from RefSeq and is a predicted model, not a curated record.